This is a messenger RNA of Naegleria lovaniensis, 663 nucleotides long. RefSeq lists its product as uncharacterized. The coding region runs from base 1 to 663 and encodes 220 amino acids. The record is from RefSeq and is a predicted model, not a curated record. NCBI's taxonomy places the organism in Eukaryota, Heterolobosea, Eutetramitea, Acrasida, Naegleriidae. Gene Ontology annotation, molecular function: O-methyltransferase activity; S-adenosylmethionine-dependent methyltransferase activity. The transcript has 4 exons.
AUGAAAUUCUCAGUGUUGGCUGAUCCAUCCAUUGUACAGUAUGUUCGAAAUAUUUGUGUGAGAGAGACACAGGAACAAGUAGAUUUGAGAAAUGAAACGAGCGAGAAAUUGGGAGAUUAUUCCAUCAUGAUCAGCUCACCAGAACAAAUGCAAUUGCUACAAAUCAUUUUGAAAUUGAUCGGUGCAAAGAAUAUCCUGGAAAUUGGAUGUUUCACUGGUUACAGUGCUUUAUGCUUUGCUUUGGCCACGAGUGACACCAAUGCAAAAAUCACAACCUUGGACGUGAGUGAAGAAUAUGUGCAAAUUGGAAGACAAUAUUGGAAGAAGGCUGGAGUGGAGGAUCGAAUUGAAGCAAUCAUUAAGCCAGCUUUGGAAUCACUUGAAGAGUUGAAACAAUCAAAACAAUUAUUUGACUUUGUGUUCAUUGAUGCAGAUAAAGUGAAUUAUCCAAAAUAUGUUGAAAUGGUCUAUGAGUUAGUGAGACCAAACGGAUUGGUGGUGAUUGAUAACACUUUGUGGUCAGGAAAAGUGCUUGACGAGCAAGAUCAAACUGCAGAUACCAUUGCAAUCAGAGAGACAAAUAACAAGUGCAGAGACGAUCAACGUUGGGACAUUGCUAUGGAAACGAUUGCCGAUGGAUGUACUUUCCUUAGAAAGAAAUAA